Molecule: messenger RNA, 2096 nt
Organism: Ornithodoros turicata
Lineage: Eukaryota; Metazoa; Arthropoda; Arachnida; Ixodida; Argasidae
Product: mucin-3B-like
Exons: 9
Coding region: 96-1991 (631 amino acids)
Source: RefSeq, a predicted model, not a curated record
ACCAUCCAGCCACUAGAAGACGACGAAAACGAAGCACGUCCUCGAUUUUUCUCCCAACGCGAAGAUUCUGGAGGUGUCUUUUCUGGAAGUGAACCAUGCCUAGCCCGAAUUGGUACGAUUACUACAUCCGCAACAUGACACCCAUCGAAGAGAAGGCUCGGCGUCGCGAAGAACGCCUUCAAAAUAAACAUCAGAUCCUGAAAGGCUUAAUGUUUUCCCUUCCUGUGGUCCUGUUGAUGCUGGUCCCUCUCGCCUCCUACUUCACCCUAACCUCUGAUACCAAUAUACGUCGUACAGCGUCGUCUCGUAGCACAGAAACCAUAGCGUGGCCACCGCAACCAACGGACACCUGGACGAACCAAUCAGCGACUGUAAAGCCACAUCGCCACGGUCAUCCCACUGUGACCACCACGGAUAGCACCCAUGACUACUUCGCUGAGUUUACCAUCGCCCAGGAAGAGCAGACUGACAGGGGUCGCGCUGGCAUACCUUACACUACAACUACUGCGGUACAUGUACCAGUCACAUUAGAUCACUCGAAAUCGCGGAAGGAUGACUUCGUGAAGAGCACAACGGCAACCGUGAUGCAGCUGACGAAGCACAACGUAGCGAGCAGCACGAUCGGUAUCGCUGUAAGAGGAGUUGGUGAAGCAGACGGCUUGUUCCACGACAGACGAACGACGCCAAAGGAGGCAGACGACAGACUUUCCGCAACAGCAACGACGCGACAAAGCAGCGCGCCUUCGGAGGCAUCAUCUCGGAGGCGCCGCUCCAGGCGAUACUACAUAACACUUACUAGAAAUCCUUACACUUCCAAUCCUACUAAACAUAGAAGCACACCCACUACUUCACCUUUCCGUCCUCGGCGACCCAGGAUCACCCGGAGAGAUAUCUCGAUCGCUACGGUUGCGGAGUAUGACGACACAGAUAGUCAAUCAUCAACGACGAAUACUGCGCAUUCGUUACCAGAGGCGGCCUCUCUACAAACGAAAGUCCAUACCACAGCCACGGUAGCUGUAGUGACAUUGGCCACCAUGCUCACACGUCGCCGUGUACACAGACGUCGACCAAUGAGAAUUGCGGAAGAAACUGAGGGCAUUAGUGAGGUGACAGAGACACGUGCAACGAACGAUCAGGCGGUAUCCACAGAGGCUGCGUCGUUAACCACCGAACACACGACAGAACACGCCACAACAGAAGCCCUCGAUGAUGCAAACGAUCAGCUUCACUCCGAAUCAUCGAUCCAUCGACCAAAACCCGAGACCAUUUUGUUAACCAGCAGCCUUACGGAACAAACGCAAUAUACUCCUUCGACGGCUACGACGGCUAUAUCCCCCUCGACGAAUCGAGAAACGAAUACAUAUCAGUUGCCAGGAAUCGCUAGGCGAUUUCCAGAAAACCGCGAUAGGAGACGAGUUCGUCGGCAUCGCAGACGACGAUCCACAACCGAAGAAGCAGGUGAGCAAACCACGACAGAGAUAUCGCCGUUUGAUUUUAACCUGGCAAUGAAAGGCAAGGACAGGAGUCGAGUCGGUUGGCGUCGCAGACGACGAUCCACAAGCGAAAAAGCAGAUGAGCAAACCACGACAGAGAUAUCGCCGUUUGAUUUUAACCUGGCAAUGAAAGGCAAGGACAGGAGGCGAGUUAAUUGGCAUCGCAGACGACAAUCCACAACAGAAGCGGAUGAAGAAACUACGACGAAUAUAUCGCCGUUUGACUUUAACUUUCCAAUGAAAGGCAAGCACGUGAUAGCCCAAGAGGACUUCCCGACUACUAGAAGGAACCUAGGGAGGAGAAUUAUUUUUCGCCCAACGGGUGUUGAGAGUACACCGGGAAGCCACCUUGCGAUGGAAGGGAAGACGUCUGCUGGUACUCACGACUACCUGGAUAUUAUUGGAUAUUUCUUAGUCCCUGGGAGAACGACAGCUUUCAGCAGCGCACGUGCUUCCAGGAACGAAGAUGACAGCAAGUCAGGGCACAGGAGAGCAUGACUUGUAUGGAGACGAAGAUCUAGGCCGCGAACAGGUUCACUACUGGUAGUUAUGACAUUAGUUACGAAAGCCUCUGAUAAGACAAUUAAAUUAAUAGAGACCAUA